AUGUCAGUGGUUUACCGUAUAAUUAUCGUUGACCCGGACCGCGCCGCUCGAUAUGCCCGCAAACGCGCCUCUUCAGGUUCAACUGCUUCGGCGACAAACAUCUCCAAGAAGUCCAAAACGGGCGAUAAGAGUAGCUCAUCGGACAUCCCUCGGAGAGACCGAUGGUCUGCUGUUUCCGCUAAGGGAUUCAGAUCGCGCUUACGCUACAUUUGUAUCUGUCCCCUUCCAUGGAUCGGCAAGGAGGAUGACGAUGAAGAUAGCGUCGAUGGAUGUGACAAAGGCAAAUCAUGCCUCUGUCAUAAACCUGCUAUUGAACAUCCGGAGCACAUCUGGGUUGUCAGUGCGGCAGGUUACAAGAAGUUUCUCGCUCUUGAUACUCUCAUAUCGCUCCGUGACCCAGACAACUUUCAGAUGUACACGUUCAAUGACCACUCAGGCUACGGUGUUAUAGAGGCUAUUGAGAAUUACAUUCUGGAUUUUAUAGAGGCCGAAGGCAACUGGAAAGAGCAAUGGGUGGUAUGCGAAGCAUUGGCGUUGAUAUUGUCAGGCAAUGGGAUGAUGCCUAUGGUUAUGGUCGGUGACUCGGAAAAAGUCACGGCAAUUUUUUCAAUUAUCGUGCGCAUGGUCCUGUCAGUCCUUGCCAAGUUGGAAGGUUUGGAGCUGCUCAAGCCUGAUUCGGAAGUCAGAAAUCUCAGCCUAGUCAUGGCUCUGUACAUUGAAGAAACUGGGUCCUUCCGAAGCGAUGGCUAUAUUUCGGCUGAUGAACCGGAAAGGCGCUCUAAAACAUUCAAAUUCGAUGCUGCCCGUUUUGACAACUACCUGGUUACCUAUGCGAGGAAGUACAAUAUCAAGCCGCAAGGUCUUCCUGAUACCGAUAAAAAUGUGGAAAAAUUGGAUGAUAUCGAGCUUCCAGCUGCUGGAAAGGACCCGUGGGGCUGGAAUGUCGCCUUGAAAAAGUAUUGGCGAGACUACGGCCCAAAGAUCGGGGGCGAUGAUCUUGAUAUUACCACUUUUACUGGUAAGGAUCCACUUAGCAGGAAAGAAAUUCAGGCGAUAAAGGACGGGAUGGUGAUGCAAAUGAUGUAAGAAUUAUUAAAAGUGGUUGAAAACGAAGGUCUCUAGAAAGAGAAAUGUACAGAUAUUCCUAUUAAGAUUACUUUACAAUUUAGUAUACUGCG
Messenger RNA from Talaromyces proteolyticus, 1178 nucleotides. RefSeq lists its product as uncharacterized. The record is from RefSeq and is a predicted model, not a curated record. Bases 1 to 1086 code for a protein of 361 amino acids. The transcript is spliced from 5 exons. NCBI's taxonomy places the organism in Eukaryota, Fungi, Ascomycota, Eurotiomycetes, Eurotiales, Trichocomaceae.